Messenger RNA from Fusarium redolens, 3821 nucleotides. Its product is annotated as Spt20 family-domain-containing protein. Gene Ontology annotation, biological process: regulation of transcription by RNA polymerase II. Gene Ontology annotation, cellular component: SAGA complex. The transcript has 2 exons. Lineage: Eukaryota; Fungi; Ascomycota; Sordariomycetes; Hypocreales; Nectriaceae. Bases 371 to 3388 code for a protein of 1005 amino acids. The record is from RefSeq and is a predicted model, not a curated record. Gene Ontology annotation, molecular function: transcription coregulator activity.
AAGGCGUGAACCAUCAUCGAAUUGAUAUCCCACUCCAGAGACAACGCAACGAGUUCAACAAGGAAAUUGACGGGUCUAUUUUCUUUCAUCAAACUCUCAUGGACCAUUCUCUUUAUUCUCGAUUUGCGGUUCUUUGAGAUACUCGCGCCCCUAACGUGAGACUACCGCGGCCAACUCCGCACCAUCCAUCAAGUCGACGUGCGAUCAAUCCAUUCUUAUCAAACCGACUUCGGAUCCGGCAUCGUGCCGUUGCGUUUAUUAUAUCCAUGUUUGCGACCUAAACAAAUAUUUCAUCAAAGUCGAGCGGACCACAUCGGCCGAGAUAUCGUCAUAAUCGCUAGCCCCCGCGGCGCAGCGCGACCACAACACGAUGGCGCCAGUUGGACCUAUAGUCCAUCAAAAUGUCGCCAACAAAGUGAAGCGUCCAGUCCCUCCUGGCAUCCAGACGAAUGGCGCUAUAACCUCCUCAAAAUCAUCACCAUCUCCAUCAAUGUCAGCAAAGAAACCUCCGCCGAGUGCCAAGCAGCCGCCGCACUCGGCGAGCGACAGGGCUAUUACCGCAUCAACCGUCCGACCUGUCAACAGAGCCCGACGAGAAACCGCAUCGCAGUUGCAAGGUCGGCACUCUAGGAACAGUGCUGGCCUACGAUCAGCGUCAUUAGCGGCAGACCACUCCAGUCAUGACGCGGAGCCUCGACCCUACAAUUCCUACAUCUUGAAUAAGUUUGCCGGCCGACCUCCUUCUCUUGUCUGUCAUCUACACACAACACAUUUCCGAUUCGAUAACCAAGAUGGCGUGUUUCCAUACAAGUCACCGAUGAAAAUAUUCCUCGACCACGUCAGAAGCCGGACGAUCCCUCAUGAUCUUCUUUCGUACUUCACCGAAGCUGGUGUACCAUUCUAUGAUGGAUGUCUCAUUGUUCAAGUUCACGACCACAAGUCUCUUGCGCAAGCGAAGAAUGUUGCCAAACCCACAAAAGGAAAGGGCUCCGUGAUGCCAUCAUCCAUUCAUAACUACAACCAAUGUCUUACACCAUCGCCGAAUGUUCCUUUCCCUAAAGAGAGUUUGUCAAAUGGCGAUGGAAGCUCAAAAGCCAAUGAUGUGGCUGAGAAGGAAAAUGCUCCUGUCAUGCCAGCACCGGAGGAGCAGAAAGACAGAGCGACAAAGCCACGGGUCUUUACUAUGGUACUCCAUCCGACGCCCGAAAGUUUACAGAUGGACCUGUUAAUAAAGGCUUCUACCCCCCGAGGACUGAGUGAUGGCCUUGGCCAACCCCCCUCAACGCCAAUGCCUCUUAUUCCUCCGACACCUACAGCUGGCAGCAUGCCGCCCCCAGCAAAGCGCCAGAAGCGUGAAAAGACAGAGCUUGACGGCAGCAAUAUUCAUGCUGCAGAGGGACAGAUCCUGUUGGCGACAAACGCGCCAUUGGUGCUUGAACCUACGAAGAAUGUUGAGGAAACAAUUAUCCUCAUGGAGGCAAUGAGCCACCCCAAGCAUGCAGAGGCUCCUCCUCAGCCCAAAACACGGAAGCGAACUGUUGCCGAGAUGGCUGCGGACGAAGCCGCUGCUGCAGAGACGGAACGCUUCAUGCUGGUUGCCGACGAGCGUCUUGCACCAAAUGCAAAUGGAGCGCAGAAUGGUGGUGCAGCAGAUGGCGAUGCCUCAGGCGGUGCAUCAGCAUUCGAGCCUCGAUUCGAACGAUUCAAGGUUUUGGCUGACAUCAGUCGAGAACAUGCCGAGAAGAAGGAACAAGAGAAGCUCAAGCAGCUGGAGAAUGACAGGAAAUUGCAACAAGCGAAACAGCAACAGCAGCAAGAUGCGGUCGCGUUGGCUCAGAAGCAAAAUGCCGAACAAGAAAGACUCCGACGGGAGGCUGCUGCGAGAGAAGCCCAGAUGCGACAGGCUGAAGCUCAACGACAAGCCCAAGCUCGUGCCCAAGCCGCGAAUCAGGCCAACCAGACCAACCAAAAUGCUCAGAGGGUUAACGGGACCCAACCACAGCACGGCCAUCCUCAAAACAAUGUUGCCACCAACGGAGUCAAUAACGCAGCUGUGGGAACCCCCCAAAUGGCUAACAAUAUGCCUCCGCAAGCACAACCCCGCUUCCAGGCUCAGAUCACUCAACCACCAGCGUCUUCUCCAGUUGCUCACCAAGGUACCCCUCAGCAUAUGUCAUCCCCUAUGGUCGGUAGCGUCCCAAUGCAGCAGACCAACUCUGGCAUGGCAAACAGCCCCCCCAGGCCGUCUUCUGUCGUCCAAAACCCCGCAGCUAUGUCUGUCCCAAUGGCUCACAACAUGUCUUCUAGGGGUAGUCAACAGAGUCAUCCCUCUGGUACCCCAAGAAUGCCUCAUUCAACGCCCAACAUGGCACAGGGUACUCCCAUCAACAGGCCAGCCAUGGUGGCAACUCCUCGCAUGAGCCAGGCAAGCCCCCCACCGGCUAUGAUGGCCCAGAACUCGCAGCCUGGUCAAGGCAUGAUGAUGAAUGGCCAGGGCAUGAACCAAAUGAACCCACAAUACGCGGCUCAAUUGGCGCAACAACGUGCUGUACAGCAACAGCAGCAGAUGGCCAUGCAAAAUGGUAUUAGCGGCGGCAACAUGAGCCAGAUGAGCCCUCAGCAGCAGCAGAUGAUGCAAGCGAUGCAAAGGCAAUUGAUUGCUCAGCAACAAGCCCAACAGCAGGGUAACAUGAUGAGCCCUCAACAGCAGCAACAGCAGCAGCAGAUCGCGGCCCAAUAUGCCCAGCAAAUGCAGAACAUGUCGGGCAACCAGAUGCGACAAUUCACCCCUCAAAUGCAGGCACAGUUGCAACAGAUGAUGCGCAUGAACCAACUGAAUGGUCAGAUGGGCAAUAGUCCUAUGCAGCGUCAAGUCAGCGGGCAGAUGAUGAAUAACGGUAUGAACCUGCAAGCUUUCCAGGCGAUGCAGCAGCAAAGGCAGCAGCAGCAAGCCCAACAGCAGGGUAACAUGAUGAGUCCCCAACAGCAGCAACAAGCCCAGCAACAGCAACAGCAGCAACAGGCUCAACAACAAAUGGGGCAGAUGGGGCAGAUGGGGCAGAUGGGGCAACAAAACCCAAUUCAGGCGCAACUGCACCAACAAGCCAGGUCACUUUUUAAUAGGAUGUUACCAACGAUAGCUCAGAAGUAUGGUGGUCAAGACCACAUCCCGCAAGAAGUGCUCGAUAAGAUGAAGGCGCAGAGCAUGGCGCAAGCUCAAACCUUUAUGCAAGCUUCCAUGGCACAGCGGCGACAGCAACAACAGAUGAUGAUGCAGCAGCAGCAGCAACAACAGCAACAACAGAUGCAACAGCAGCAGUUGCAGCAACAGAUGCAGCAGCAAAUGCAGGGGAUGAAUGGAAUGAUGGGUGGUCCCCAGGGAAUGUGAUAUCGCGAACGAGACCUGACAAGAUAAUAAUGGACAGAAUUAAUGUCACGGCAGACAGGAGCAGAGGAUUGGAACCAGGUGGUCGAUCAAAGGAGUUCAGGUUGGACCAGCAUGCUAUUUUUACACGGUUUAUGAGUUUGGGCAGAUUUAUACCCCACGGAAAGUUUUCAACUCGGGCUCAAGGGUUUUAUCGAGGCUGUCUUAUGCGUUUGGCUGUUUUGUUCUGGACAAGGUAAUGCAGUGAUGGAUUUCGCUGUUCUUGGUGUUACAGGUUGGAAGAAAGUAUUGACUGUAUCAUUAUUAGAGGUGGUCUGUUAUAUCAUCAUCUCUUUUACGAAGCCCGAGAAUCAACCAUGAAUAAAUAAGAAAAAAAGAAAGAAUAGUAUUACCCCAGGAUUAUGAUGCGUUUGCCAUGUGGUUUAGCCGUUGUAAC